GUGACCGAUCGCCGUAUCAUUGUCAGCUCGGCGUCAGGUGGGGGCUCCAUCAGAAAGCAGUCAAGCCUCAGGUCGGCAGCGGUUGGACAGAGAACCAGGCAGCGGCCUCAGCAUCACCGCGGCUCCGCCAAUCAGAGCAGGGCAGAUUAACCCCAACAGUCCCGGUGCUGUCGUGGAGUAACAUCCUUAGAAAACAAGCCUCCUUCUCGGUCCUCUGCUCUUCACUGUCGUUAUGGAGGGCUCUUUGGCGGCAAAAUAAACCGAUACGAUCGUUGUUUCGACCGAUUUUAUUUUUAUUUCUAUUUUUCGCCUCGAGAAGAGAAAUGGAGGCUGGCUCCAGAAUCGGAGAAAGCACGGAUGCGAUAGUGAUGGACGAUUCUCCCACAGAUGAGAGGGGGAUGCAGGAUGGCUGUCAGAGUGACAUCCCAGCUGUUUCCCUGUGCCCCCCUGACAGUGUGUGCUCUGCCGAGAGUCCUCUGAGGGUCCUCCAGUCAGACGGCGAGCUGUGUGACAGCUGCAGCAGCCUGGGCAGACCCUCGUCCUCCUGUCAACUCUUUCAAGGGCCCCGACUCGGUGCCUAUGACUCUCCACAGCCACUAAAAUGCCCCCACUGUAGCUGCCGCGGGUCACUCAGACCAAACCAGGGCCACGGGUAUCAUUUGAAUACAACAGAUCCUCACCCGGAUAGAGGCGCUGCAGUAAAGGUGGGACACAGCUGCAGUUCUGCUCAUCAGGUGUCACGUCACGGCGACGCACGGUGCCACUGGCUGCACGGAUCACAUGACGGCAGGACGCACAAGGCGACGCAGAGACAUGUGGUCACAGUUAGGGACGGUGGACUUUACUACAUCCUUAGAAGUUAUUCCCAGGUGAUAGCAGACCAUCCUUUAGCUCUGUUGGUGGGCUGUGCUGUACUCUUACUGGGCUGCUCAGUGGCAGGACUCCUCAUCGGCCCCCUCCCUGACUUUUCUGAUCCACUGCAGGGUUUCGAGCCACGGGGAACCUACAUUGGAGUUCGUCAGUCCAGCCUGUCCAAGCUGCGAGAGAACACGGGCCCAGGAAAAGCUCUGUCUCCUCUACCACAGCAGCUCAGCACAAGAGACAGCAGUGAUGAGAGAAACACCUCCAGACUCCGCGUCAGGAGGAUGCUGGCCAGGGAUCUUUACCCAAACACUUUCCUGUGUGACGCUCCAGGCGCACAUUUGGCCCAGCUGGUGUUCCGAUCUGAAAACUCUGCGAGUCUCUGGAGCCUGGAGGCCAUCCACGCCAUGUGUGAGAUGGAACAAUCCAGGAUCCGCUCCCAGGCUCAGUUCCAGGACAUGUGCCAGCAGCACGUGAGGACGGAGACAGAGGGAAUGUCCAGAAGCGGCUGUUGCCCAAGCUGGUCCCUGGGGAAUUACCUUGCUGUGCUUAUGAAUGCUUCCUGCUGCCUCAGCCUUACAUCUCAUCAGGUUUCGGGCUCUCUGAGCCUUCUACGGAGGUGUGCUCCACACUAUCACCAGGGCCAUCUAGUGGAAGCCUGUGUGGACAGACCAGAACACGGCGCCUGCUCCUCGGUUCCAACUCGCUGCAAACAGUCACGCAUGGUGUUCCAGAUCCUGCACUUUCUGGUGGAUAAAGACUUCCUUGGCCCCCAGACUGUUGAAUACCAAAUCCCCACACUGAAGUACAGCCUCCUGUUCUUACCUGUCACCAAAGGGGAGCGCACCAUGGAGAUAUAUAUGAAGAGUCUUGAAGGCAGGGAGCUCAACUACAAUAAUACAAUUGUCACUGGAAUGGAUUUUGGCAUCAAGCUGACGCUGUUUAAACACUAUCUUGCAAGAGACUCGAUCUUCCCUGCCUUAGCUGUUUUCUGUCUUCUUCUGACCAUGUUUUUUUAUCUCCACUCUCUCUUCAUAGUGGCAUUGUCUGUAAUAGCAACCACUGGGUCCCUCCUGACUUCCUAUUUCUUCUACAAAGUGGUCUUUCGUCUCACGUUCUUCCCCUUGGCCAACCUCACAGCAGCUCUGGUUCUCCUGGGAAGCUGCUCAAACCAAGUUUUCAUCUUUGCAGAUUUAUGGAAUUUGCAGCUGUCACAAAAGCCACCUGCCGUCUUGGAGAAGAGGGUGCACAGAGCAGUACAGGAAGUGGGCUAUUUUAUUUUAGCAUCAGGGUUGACUUCCAGCGCAGCGUUUUUCUCCGGCUAUCUCAGCAGCAUCACAGCUGUCAGAUGUUUCUCCGUGUAUCUUGGGACCUCCUCUUUGAUCAGUUCCCUCCUGUCUCUCGUGUGGCUGCCUUGCUCUUUUGUUCUGCGGGAACGCUACUCUGCGACUUCCUCCGUAUCUGUAGCCGUGCAGGGCUGGAAACCUUGCUGUUCCAAAACCGGUGGAUUCUGGGAAACAAACUCGCGCAAAAGAUGCCUUUUCACCCUCUGCCAGAAGCUGAGGGAGCUAAAAAGAGGGCUGAGUGACACUUCAAAUUUGUUAUUCCUCAAAAUUGCACCUUGUGGAGUGGUGAAGUUCCGGUAUAUCUGGGUGUGUUGGUUCGCCGUACUUGCUGCUGGGGGGAUGUACAUGUCCUGCAUCGACCCAGGCAUGAGGCUCCCCACCCUGGAGAGCAAAGAUGCCCAGCUUUUCCGCUCCAGUCACCCAUUCGAGCGAUACGACACAGAGUAUCGCCACAUGUUCAUGUUCGAGAGACAGAGAAAUGGAGAGGACAAGCCUGUGAUGGUGACACUGGUCUGGGGGAUCGAACCAACAGAUAACGGGGAUCACUUUGACCCUAACAGCAAUGGUUCUUUGGUGCUUGACCCACACUUCAACAUGAGUAGUGCAGACGCCCAAAUCUGGUUAAGGGACCUGUGUGGAAGGGUCCGGAACCAAAGCUUUUAUUCUCGUACCUCACCUGAGGACAGAAACAUGAUGACGGAAAAUAUCUGCCUGGUUGAGCAGCUAAUACACUGGGUGUCGCUCAGACGCUGCUCAGAUCCUGACGACAACCUCCGUCCCUGCUGUAAUGACCUGUCUUUUCCUUACGCUCCCAGUGUUUUUGAAAAAUGCCUCAGUAUGAUGCUGGCAGAGCGGUACUCUGAGGGUCAUCUGGCCCACACUGGAGGCCUGUACUUUCACCCAGAUGGCAGGUUUGCUGCCCUAGUGUUGGAAUUCAAAACCACCUACCUCUACAGCUUCAACUAUAGCAAAACCAACACUUUCUACAAAGAAAUCCUGACAUGGUUCAACAGGGAACAAUUUGGAGCACCUCAAGGGCUGGAGAACGUCUGGGUCAGCAGUCAGCUGUCUCUGUUUGACCUCCAACAAUCCCUCAGCUCGGAGACCCUGGUUGUAGCCGGUUUCUCUGUAGCUCUCACCUUAGCUAUGCUUCUCCUCACCACCUGGAAUAUCCCUCUGAGCAUUUAUGGCACUGUAGCAGUAGGAGGCAGUGUUUUCGUCACAGUGGGCCUCCUGGUUCUUCUGGAGUGGCAGCUGAGCGGGAUCGAGGCUCUGUUGAUAUCGUCGGCUGCAGGACUGUCUGUAGACUUUGUUGCUAACUACUGUAUCUCGUACAGCUUGGCUCCUCAUUCUGACAAAAUUGGAAAAGUAGCACAUUCCACCAAACGGAUGGUUCGCCCUGUAGCAAUAGUUUCCGGUGCUUUUUUCUCCAUGGGGAUCAUCAUGUUACCGGCUACAGCUCUCCUGUUCAGAAAACUGGGAAUUUUUCUGUUCUUGGUCAAAUGCGUGGCCUGCGGUUUUGCGACCUUCUUUUUUCAGUCGUUGUGCUGCUUCUUCGGGCCCAAGACAAACUGUGGGAAGGUCACUCUUCCUUGUUUUCCAGAUAAGUCCAAUGGCAGUUUGUCCUCAGCCUCGGUAGCAGAACCUGGUCUGUCCUCUGCAGCAAAUGGGGAGUUUGCUAGACCCAGAGUGAGGAGGAGUUAUGAACAAGACGCAGGUGGAUAUCUCUACCCCGUUCACCAGCGUCAGCACCGACAAAAACAGAUGGGGGGGAGAGAAGGGGUUUGCAGGGGACCAGAACAGUAUGAACUUCAGCCGCUGGCCUACAGGCUCAGCGACAGCUUCGAGAACAGCACCUGCACCAGUAAACUGUCCAACCGUCCCUCGGUCCUCUCUGAUGAGAUUGAAUAUUGCGGUAAAGAUAUAGAAAGAAACGGCACAAGUGCUGAGAAUGUCCAACAUAAGAUCUACCAACCACCUCCGGCCGUUCAAACCUCAUCUCCUUACAGGGACAACACCCUGAGGCCUGUCAGGUUGGCACAAGCCGACUUCGCUGAUGACGAGUUGCUGUGUAAGACUUGCAGAGGUCAGAGUAGCGGGGCAAGAGACUGGGGCAAUACAUCCUUCUCUUCAUCGUCGAGUAUACAGGACACAAUAAUCAGCCACACGAUGGAGACCACUGACCAGCCCUCACUCUGCAAAGAGGAGCAAACCUCCGAGGAGUGUCUCCACUACCACGCUGUGACAGGACGCCUCCCCUCCCAGUCGCAGAGCUCCUGCGAGGGUCUGGAGGAGUCUUGUGAAACAUGCCUCAGUGACAUUGAUCCAGGACCCUCCAGCACGCAAGACCAAGGAGACGCUCAGUUACAACCAGGAUACCUAAACGGGAAGAGGGACACUCUGCGCCUCUCCCUGAAAGAAACUGUUUAUGAGACGUCCAAAGGACGCAGCAGUCAGAGUGAAGAGCUCGUCAUUUUACCCAACAGUAAGCCCGAUUUACCAGAUGUGUGGAUAAAGAGAGAUGGGAAACGGGAAGAUACAUGUUAAAAAGAAAAAAGUUUCAGGAUUCCUGGUUGACACUGUGUCUUCAUCAGAAGACACAGGAGAUUAAAGAAUUGAAUAAAGGACCAUACAAGGUUACUUUUGAUCUUGUAUUUCUGACACACUUUUUUCAAAUUUUAAAUUUGAAUAUCUGCUUUGUGCACGUCUACAUUGCACCCAUUUUUAAAAGUCAGCCUUUCUCUGUAUAAGAAUUCACUCAUGGAUAUUCAGAUUAUGACUAAAAAAUGACAGAAAAAUGUUCUGCUUUCCAUGGAUCAUGAUGUUUGCAGAUGAUAUUGUAAUCUGUAGGGAGGGUGGGGAGCAGGUGGAAGAGAACCUUGAGGAGUAAUCUAAGGCAGUGGUUCUCAAACUGUGGUACCCACCAGUGGUACGUGAGCGCUCUCUAGUGGAACGUGGGUGAAAUUCAUAUUUUCAUUAAACAUAACCAUCAUUAUAAACAUAUCUCCUGUGUUGUUGAAGCUAACAGGGAAGGCCUAUGCUGCUAUAUUCUAAUGUUGGUCACCGUGGUGGUACUACAGAGAGCUGGUACAGAGUAUAAAAAGUUUGAGAACCACUGAUCUAAGGUGAGGGUUUGUUUUAGGGCAACAGGGAAUAAAGUUCAACAGAAGUGCGACACGUGGAAAGAUAAAAACUGUAGCAGACGUAGUUUGAGAAGAAAGGGAGUGGAAUGGGUGGUGACGAGUAUCGAGGUAACAUCCGGCAAGCAGCUUAAAUGAAUAGGAAGGUUUAAAAGACAGUAGUGAGAUAUGCUAUGAUGCAUGGUUUAGAGACAGUAGCUCUGUCUAGGAGACAAAAGGUUGAGUUGGAGGUGGCAGAAACGACGAUUCUGAAAGA
This is a messenger RNA of Cynoglossus semilaevis (tongue sole), 5603 nucleotides long. It is a transcript of the gene disp2, whose product is annotated as dispatched RND transporter family member 2. Gene Ontology annotation, molecular function: transmembrane transporter activity. Bases 324 to 4754 code for a protein of 1476 amino acids. The record is from RefSeq and is a predicted model, not a curated record. Gene Ontology annotation, cellular component: membrane. Gene Ontology annotation, biological process: smoothened signaling pathway. NCBI's taxonomy places the organism in Eukaryota, Metazoa, Chordata, Actinopteri, Pleuronectiformes, Cynoglossidae. The transcript has 10 exons.